Messenger RNA from Phytomonas sp. EM1, 420 nucleotides. The record is from the annotation of a GenBank genome assembly. Lineage: Eukaryota; Euglenozoa; Kinetoplastea; Trypanosomatida; Trypanosomatidae.
AUGCUGUUGAGGGCAGUAAUUGAUUUAGCGUGCUUCAUAGUUGUGUGGAGGCAGAGAGGUCAGAAUACAAGGAGAACGUGCUGCAGCUAUGCACUGCAACCCGUGUUGUAUGCCGUAUUCGGCAACACAUUUACGAUAAAUUACAUUAAGGCUGCUCAGCUGGCAUUGCACAUAACAAACUGCUUGCGAAGUGCAUCAGCGCGACGCACAAACCAAAUUAGCAAACGUUACUGUUACUGGAUUGUGUGUCGUCAGUGUUUUUCAAUAAGAGGUUGUCGAAGUUGCGUCGUUUUGGUGGCGAGUUUGGGGUUGCCGUGCGCACAGCGAGCAAUGGUGCGAAGAGCUAUCGUUAAGUCUGUCUUGUGCCAAUCAUCUUUCUACAUAUUAGACUACGGUGAAACUCACCUUUCUCUCUUAUGA